Messenger RNA from Mugil cephalus (flathead mullet), 1770 nucleotides. Its product is annotated as DBIRD complex subunit ZNF326-like. NCBI's taxonomy places the organism in Eukaryota, Metazoa, Chordata, Actinopteri, Mugiliformes, Mugilidae. Bases 83 to 1447 code for a protein of 454 amino acids. Gene Ontology annotation, cellular component: nucleus. The transcript is spliced from 11 exons. Gene Ontology annotation, molecular function: DNA binding; zinc ion binding. The record is from RefSeq and is a predicted model, not a curated record.
AACAAUAAGCAUCAGCCAACCAGCCCUCUGUGUAGUGGGCAACUUUAGGUUUAUACUAAUACUUUAUUCUCCUGCUAUAAUAAUGAGCCGUCACAAUAAUGUGCAUUUCAACCCCUCAAUGAACAGUCAAGCAGCGAGUUCGGGAUACAACAACAGGCCGUCUGAAAGAGUACCCCACCCGUUCAUAGAGGCCAUGAAGCGUGUGAGUUCAGCAGACAACUCAAACUCCAGGUCACCAGACAUGUCAGCACAGACAGCUCAGUCCUCUGCUGGGAAAUGGAAGUCUUCAUUCCAGCCACUUGACAAACAACGUGGCAGCUCUCAGGGCGAAGGCACAGAAAAGACUGAGCUUUAUGACCCUGACAGUCCUUUGUUGUCAGACUCUGAGACUGAGAUGUCACAUGUUCAUGACCACAGGCACCCUUCACCCAAUCAAGAACAUAACCUGAAACGCCAACGUUUAUCUCCGGGUAGAGGCUGUCUCAACAGUAGACACUGGGACUCAUCCUACUCUGAGUCCAGGAGCCGGUCCCUUGACAGACCUGAAUUUAGUCCUGGAUGCAGACCCACAGAGAGUCACCGUCUCAGUCCUGGGCACAGACUUCCUGAACGACGCGGUUAUAGCCCAGAUGUUGAGUCACUUGAUCGUCCAGGUUAUGGCUCCAUGAGUGGUCCCCUGGACCAAAGAGGUCACAGCCCCAACAGGUUUAUUCACAGCUCUACCACCCAACGGUUUCCUGCAUCUUACAGAGCUCCUAUGUCCAACAAGGGGGAGAGAAUGACAUCGCCAGAAUACAGGAGAGAGAUGACCACUACUGUUAGGUUAUCUCCACCCAGGUUACAGCGGGGCUAUCAACACCCGUUAGCAUAUGUGGAACCAGGACUGGACCGAGACCCAACGUCCACAAAGGUGACAAGGAACAUGAGCAACGCUGUAAUAAUGAACACGCACCCCAUCACCUGUGACCUUUGUGAUGUUGAGGUGUCCAAUGGGCAGGAGCUGGAGGAUCAUCUGGACAGCAAAAGUCACUGGGACACACUGGAGCACAUUCAGCAGGGCAAUAAUUAUGAUGAUCUGUCUAUAGCGUUCCUUCAGAUGUAUGUGGGUGGGCUUGUCUGCAUGGUGCUUUUAUUUCUAAAGGAAUUCAUGCUACGUAAGAGUCAUCAGUCUAGCCGACCCAUUGAGGACCACAGUGCGCUCCAAGCUCUGCAGAAAAAUGACCACAUGACGAAGGUGGAAAUGUUCCAUUGUGCAGCCUGCAAAGUCUUUGUAUCCACAUCCAAAGCCGAAGUGCAGACUCACAUCACCUCUGAGGAGCACAUGUUUAACACGAAGGAGUUUAAAGUGCGUCAGAGACAGACUUGCCUCAGCAAGGCAGAGACCAUGAUGGAGGAGCUGACACCGCAGUUUAAACACUUCCUGGAGGGUGGCAGCCCGUUUGAAUGAAUGUCUCCAAAAUACUAUUUGCACUGGGAUGCUGUACGCUUUCACCUGAAGAACCAUGUACCUCACAGUUCACAAGCACAUUUAAUAUCCACUACUAAGAUGAGUCUAGUCCAUUUGAGUUUGUACAAUAAUAUGAAGAGUUUUGUUUCUUUACUCAUACUUUUGUCUAUUUACUUUCAGUCCAUGUUUAUAUCAAGUACAACUGUUCUCAGAGCAUCAUUUGGUUACCUUUAGAAGAAAAAAAGAAAUACAUGUUUUGUUUUAUUUGUAAUAUUUCUUAUCCAUUAUGUGGUUUAUGGGUAUAAAAACAGAUUAGAAGUCCA